CUUCCUCUUUGUUUUUCCAAUUGGCCUGGAUCUUGUGGAUAUUUAUUACAAAAUAUUAAAUAAAAACCAUGUCGCUGCUUCAAAAACUAAGUAGAUCCGCUCUCCAGAUGGGUUCCUUAACCUGCCACCGUCGGCUGCCAGUGGCCAUGAGACUAAUCAGCGGUGAAACGGAAAAACCGGCGGAGGGAGCUGCUCCCGUGGAGAAUCCGGCGGAGAUCGGUAGCAACAAGGGAGGAUUUGCCCGUGCCUUCGACAAGUACACGGCUCCGGCUACGCCUGCCCAACUGCCGGAGGACAACCAGACUUUCGCCUCCCUGCUCCGCAACUCUAAGUUAAUAGAUCUGGGCAACGCGGAAGGAAAAGUGGUGAGCGGCAAGAUAUUCCAUGUGGUGGGCGAUGACCUGUACAUAGACUUUGGCUGGAAGUUCCACUGCGUCUGCAGUCGUCCAACUCGGAAUGCCAGUGACUAUGUCCGAGGGGCUCGCGUUCGUCUGCGCAUCAAGGACCUGGAGCUGUCCACCAAAUUCCUGGGCUCGUCCAAGGACAUUACCAUCUUGGAGGCCGAUUGCCAACUGCUGGGCCUCCUGUCCACGCCCACCCGUCAGUCGACGGCCAGAACAACGCCAAAAAUCGAAGAUAUCCUAUAAAUCCUUUAUUAAAUCAAGCUCUGUUAAACGUUA
This is a messenger RNA of Drosophila suzukii, 680 nucleotides long. RefSeq names its product mitochondrial ribosomal protein S28 (gene mRpS28). Lineage: Eukaryota; Metazoa; Arthropoda; Insecta; Diptera; Drosophilidae. The record is from RefSeq and is a predicted model, not a curated record. Gene Ontology annotation, cellular component: mitochondrial small ribosomal subunit.